This is a messenger RNA of Racocetra fulgida, 255 nucleotides long. NCBI's taxonomy places the organism in Eukaryota, Fungi, Glomeromycota, Glomeromycetes, Diversisporales, Gigasporaceae. The record is from the annotation of a GenBank genome assembly.
CUUAAUAAUGGGUUUGUUUAUUGUAAUACUUGUGCAGAAGUUUUCAGGGUUGGUGUAUUUGUCAAUUGUGAUGCUAGUACUAGUGCUUCUGAACUUGACAAUUUUGAUGCUAGAAUUAUUGAGCUUGGUGUAUUUGUUAAUUAUGAUAUUAGUGCUGGUGUUCCUGAACUUGGUAAGUUUGUUAGUUGCAAUAUUGGUGCUAAAAUUAUUGGGCUUGAUAAUACUGUUUGCACUAUUUGUAUUUUAGUACUUUGA